GCAGAAGUGGGCGGGGCCAGUGUUGUGUGAGGCGGAGCCGGUCUGCUCAGCACGGUUUCGGAUACAUACAGCGGACGUCAGGCACGGAGCAGCGGGUGUCAUCCAGGUCUCAAUAUGUUACCUGUGCCGUAUAUAUUUAGAAGAACCUGGGCAAUUUUCCUGAUUUUCCAUUCACAACUGAUCUGUAUUAGGGGAGAUUGUGGGCCGCCUCCAGUUAUCGAGCACACACAGCCAGUUGCAGAGACAUCCGGAGUCCCAGGUGCCACUGUUGCUUAUAAGUGUGACCGUAGCACUGGGUAUUACGAGAUUCCUAAUGAGACUAGAACCAUUACCUGUCAAGAUGAUGGCAUGUGGUCAUCAGUGUCUACGUUCUGUACAAGAGCCUGUGGUGUUCCUAACAGACUCCAGUAUGCAGUGCCAAGGGACAGCGAUCUUGAGAAAGAUAUCUUUUCUCCUGGUACAAUCGUGAGAUAUGAUUGUAGAGAUGGUUAUAGGCGUGUUGCUCAGACAAUCAAUUCUGUUACCUGCCUUGAUAACUAUACAUGGUCUGAGCCAAGUGUAUUCUGCGAGCGCAGAUCAUGUGGGAAUCCUGGAGAUAUAGAAAAUGGAGACUUCGAGGCAACAGAUGGGUUUUUGUUCGGUUCCAGAGUGACAUAUAAAUGUUAUGCAGGUUAUCAAACGUUAAGCAGAAGAAAUUAUCGAGAUUGCCAAGCAGAUGGAACAUGGAGCAAUGUUCUCCCUGCAUGUGAAGCUGCUAUCUGCGCACCACCAGAGAGCCCAGUUGAUGGAACGUAUAACCCCAUGAAGGACGAAUACACUUACUUAGAUGCGGUGACUUUUACAUGCAAUAAAGGUUUACAUAUCGAUGGUGAAUCUACUGCAUCAUGCACUAGUGAUGGAACAUGGAGUACCGCCCCACCAAAUUGCAAAGCUGUUAACUGUCAAGAUCCAGGGCAAGUGGAACAUGCAACGAGGAUGUUUGGGUUCGUUGGCCCGUACACAUUAAAUUCUAAUGUGGGAUACGAGUGUAAAAGUAGCUUUGUCCUCAAUGGCUCCAGUUCAAUCAUCUGCAAUAUCAACAGUCAGUGGGAACCUGGAAUCCCAAAAUGCCUGAUUCCUUGCAAAGUUCCAAGUGUUGCAAAUUCCAGGCCGAUUGUGGGCUUGAAAAGUGUGUAUCUACAGGAUGAUGCUGUGAGGUUCGAGUGUGAGGCAGGCUUUGUUUUGAAUGGUUCACCUUUAAUCACCUGCAGCAGUCGAGGUCAGUGGGAGCCUUCUCCACCGAAAUGCGACGCUACAUGCAAAUUUCCAGAAGUUGCCAAUGCACAGCCUAAGAUGGGCUUGAAGGAGUUUUAUGUUCAGCAUGAUGUUUUAGUUAUUAAAUGUAAGGAAGACUUUUUCUUAAUUGGCUCAGACACUAUCAGAUGUAGCAGUCAAGGUCAGUGGGAGCCUCCUCCACCAGCAUGUAGUAAAAAAGCUACAUGCAAAUUUCCAGAAGUUGACAAUGCACAGCCUAUGGUGGACUUGAAGGAGUUUUAUGUUCAGCAUGACGUUUUAGUUAUUAAAUGUAAGGAAGACUUUGUCUUAAUUGGCUCAGACACUAUCAGAUGUAGCAGUCAAGAUCAGUGGGAGCCUCAUCCACCAGCAUGUAGGAAAAAAGAAGAUGAAUCCGGUGGUGGUCUCAGCAAAGGAGUUAUUGCAGUAAUUGUUAUAGCCUGUCUGGUUGUGGUGGCGGUUGUGAUCCUAGUGUGUUAUUACUGUUCAAAGCAAAAGUCAGGUGAAUAUGAUUGUGAAAACAAAAACGACAAGAUCGAGCAGGAGCUCAUUAAUUCAAAUAAUACUGAAAGGAAGCCCAAGUCUGAUACUCCUGAUGUGCAUUACUCAGCUUGCAACGAUGCAUAAAUACAUCCAAGUACAGAGAAGAUCUUUAUGCCGAUGUUUGGCUUUCUGAGCACUGGAUCUUUUGCAAAGCUUUAUCAUGACUGAAACUCUGGAGAGUGGGCCAAACCAUACUUGUCAAGAAUGUUACUUCUUGAGGUGGCUUCAAGCAGCCUCAUCAUUUGAUCAAUCGAUGUGCCUCAUGUGUGCCUAAUAUACUCUUUCCCUAAUCUCUGCCUAAGAUUAAGUUAAUAGUACAGAGAAUUAUAUAAAUGAUGCAACCAGGAGAAUUGCUUAAAAGUAAUUGAAAUAUUUAUAAUAAUAAUUGUAGUGCAUAAUCUACCCUGAGAUACUAAGGGAAGUUUAACCCUUGCAUACGACCAUCUGAAAGGAGUUCUCAUUUUACUUUUCU
Molecule: messenger RNA, 2287 nt
Organism: Bufo bufo (common toad)
Lineage: Eukaryota; Metazoa; Chordata; Amphibia; Anura; Bufonidae
Product: complement decay-accelerating factor-like
Exons: 15
Coding region: 115-1899 (594 amino acids)
Biological process (GO): negative regulation of complement activation, classical pathway
Source: RefSeq, a predicted model, not a curated record